AUGACAACAUCCCAUAUGAAUGGGCAUGUUACUGAGGAAUCAGACGGCGAAGUAAAAAAUGUUGAUCUUGCAUCACCAGAGGAACAUCAGAAGCACCGAGAGAUGGCUGUUGACUGCCCUGGAGAUUUGGGCACCAGGAUGAUGCCUUUGCGUCGAAGUGCACAGUUGGAGCGUAUUCGGCAACAACAGGAGGACAUGAGGCGUAGGCGAGAGGAAGAAGGGAAAAAACAAGAACUUGACCUUAAUUCUUCCAUGAGACUUAAGAAACUAGCCCAAAUGCCUCCAAAGACUGGAAUAGAUAACCCUAUAUUUGAUACAGAAGAAGGAAUUGUCUUAGAAAGUCCUCAUUAUGCUGUGAAAAUAUUAGAAGUGGAAGACUUAUUUUCUUCACUUAAACAUAUUCAACAUACUUUGGUAGAUUCUCAGAGCCAGGAGGAUAUUUCACUACUUUUACAACUUGUACAAAAUAAAGAUUUCCAGAAUGCAUUUAAAAUACACAACGCUGUCACAGUACACAUGAGCAAGGCCAGUCCUCCAUUUCCUCUUAUCUCUAACGCACAAGAUCUUGCACAAGAGGUACAAAUUAUCUUGAAGACAAUCCACCAGAAGGAAGGGCAAGAAUUAACUGCUUUACUGAAUGCUCCACAUAUUCAGGCACUUUUACUGGCCCAUGAUAAGGUUGCAGAGCAGGAAAUGCAGCUAGAGCCCAUUACAACUGAGAGAGUUUAUGAAAGCGUUGGCCAGUACGGAGGAGAAACUGUAAAAAUAGUCCGUAUAGAAAAGGCUCGAGAUAUUCCAUUGGGUGCUACAGUUCGUAAUGAAAUGGAUUCUGUCAUCAUUAGUCGGAUAGUAAAAGGGGGUGCUGCAGAGAAAAGUGGUCUUUUACAUGAAGGAGAUGAAGUUCUGGAGAUUAAUGGCAUUGAAAUUCGGGGAAAAGAUGUAAAUGAGGUUUUUGACUUGUUGUCUGAUAUGCAUGGUACUUUGACAUUUGUUCUGAUCCCCAGUCAACAGAUCAAGCCUCCUCCUGCCAAGGAAACUGUAAUCCAUGUAAAAGCUCAUUUUGAUUAUGACCCUUCAGAUGACCCAUAUGUUCCAUGUCGAGAGUUAGGUCUCUCUUUUCAAAAAGGGGAUAUACUUCAUGUGAUCAGCCAGGAAGAUCCAAACUGGUGGCAGGCCUACAGGGAUGGGGAUGAAGAUAAUCAGCCUCUAGCUGGGCUUGUUCCAGGGAAAAGCUUUCAACAGCAAAGGGAAGCCAUGAAGCAAACAAUAGAAGAAGACAAGGAGCCAGAAAAAUCAGGAAAACUAUGGUGUGCAAAGAAGAAUAAAAAGAAGAGAAAGAAGGUAUUAUAUAAUGCCAAUAAAAAUGAUGACUAUGACAAUGAAGAAAUCUUAACUUAUGAGGAAAUGUCACUUUAUCAUCAGCCAGCAAAUAGGAAAAGACCUAUCAUUUUGAUUGGCCCACAGAACUGUGGCCAGAAUGAAUUACGUCAGAGGCUCAUGAACAAAGAGAAAGACCGCUUUGCAGCCGCAGUUCCUCAUACAACUCGCAAUAGGCGAGACCAUGAAGUAGCCGGUAGAGAUUACCACUUUGUUUCUCGGCAAGCAUUUGAAGCAGACAUAGCAGCUGGAAAGUUCAUUGAGCAUGGUGAAUUUGAGAAAAAUCUGUAUGGAACCAGCAUAGAUUCCGUACGGCAAGUGAUCAACUCCGGAAAAAUAUGUCUUUUAAGUCUUCGUACACAGUCAUUGAAGACUCUCCGGAAUUCUGACUUGAAACCAUAUAUUAUUUUUAUUGCCCCCCCUUCUCAAGAAAGACUUCGGGCAUUGUUGGCCAAAGAGGGCAAGAAUCCAAAGCCAGAAGAGUUGAGAGAAAUCAUUGAGAAAACUCGAGAGAUGGAGCAGAACAAUGGUCACUACUUUGACACGGCGAUUGUGAAUUCAGAUCUUGAUAAAGCCUAUCAGGAAUUACUUAGGUUAAUUAACAAACUUGAUACUGAACCUCAGUGGGUGCCGUCCACUUGGCUGAGGUGA
Pipistrellus nathusii (Nathusius's pipistrelle) is the source of this 2028-nucleotide messenger RNA. Lineage: Eukaryota; Metazoa; Chordata; Mammalia; Chiroptera; Vespertilionidae. The record is from the annotation of a GenBank genome assembly.